UUUUAUUUGAAAACAACAACAACAACAAACAGACAAUCAUAAAAUCAUACUUUCUAAGUACAUCUGGGCGGACAAUCGUGUUAAAGAGAUCCGCAAUGUUGGUAUAAAAAGAGGGUCGCCGACCGUGUUUGUCGCAUCGACUGCAGAGGACUUCGGGCUUAUCGGUCGAAUAGUCCAUAGGAGAAAUGUCUUCUGCAUUUUAUUUUGCUCUCCUCGUCGGAGUUGGUAUCCUAGCAACGCGUGGUGUCACGUGCUUCACGAAUAAGGAUUUCCUCGAUAUGGCGAUCGAAUAUGGCGCUGAAAUUCAAAAAGAGGAUUCCUUACACGACGUAAACCAGAAUAAUGAUGACGUCAUUGAUCUACCUGGCGAUCAAGAUGAUGAACUUGACGUUGAAUUCUUGAUAAAAAAGUUUGUAAUCACUUUCUCCGAAAAUGGUUCAGAUAUCUACCUCGGGAACCUUGGUUCCGGGUGUAGCUGCCGUAGAUACACGUGCAAUUGCUGUGUGCGACACACCUACAGAGCGAAGAUCUUCUGGAAACGUGUUAGCUUCACAUUCAAUGGAUGCGUGAGCGUGCGGUACCUGCCCCAAAAUUUUGGUAUCCGUCUCACGAUAACGUUCAACGGACGCAUCCUGUACAACCGAGAGGUAUCGCUUCGCCAUCCACCGCAUCUGUGUUUCGGAGUCCCAGGUCUUCGAGGAUUCGCCCGCAUCUGCCUCCAGAUCUACAACGUCAACUUUGCUCAGAAAAGUCUCUGCGCUCGACUCGUUGGAACUAUAGACCUCAAGCUAAAGAAAUGGUCAGUUCAUCUCAACCUCGGGUGUUUCCGUAUUCCGAUCCUUGCCGAAGAUCACAUCACCGCUUUGGUGGGCAAUGCCGAUUCCAGGAAGUUGACCUUUGAACCCUUUCCUCAGAACGCUCCAGAUGCCGACGUGAACGAACUAACCGAACUGUUCCGUGCUCUGCGUGGACUAGACGAAGACUACUAGAUGCUGAAAUGCUGAAAGAAAUCGAACAAAUCUACACUUUGAAUGCAAUAUACUGUUGUAUCAAUUCUUCUCUUCUGUUUGUAUUUCCUAUAUCUUUGCAAGUGAUAUCUUGUUAGCAUAUAUGGGUUAAGCCAAAUUACAACAUAUCAGUUCUGUAAAACUAAGAUACGAACUUAUCUAAAAAUUAUCAUGAUGUGUACAAGUACACAAUACAAACCUAAUAUGUGUAUUGACCAUGAAAUCUAACUGUUUAGUGUGUAACUAAUUGCAUACAAUAAUUGUUGGUGAAUGUAAUAUUUUUCAUCGUGCUAAAUGUCAAUAUGUCCAUCACUUUUGUAUGUGUUUGUGUCUGUUAUUUCUUCAAGACAAAUUAUAUUAAAACUGUCCUUCAUAUUUUA
Molecule: messenger RNA, 1387 nt
Organism: Dreissena polymorpha
Lineage: Eukaryota; Metazoa; Mollusca; Bivalvia; Myida; Dreissenidae
Exons: 8
Coding region: 186-989 (267 amino acids)
Source: RefSeq, a predicted model, not a curated record